Messenger RNA from Rhinopithecus roxellana (golden snub-nosed monkey), 2106 nucleotides. It is a transcript of the gene CORO1B, whose product is annotated as coronin 1B. Gene Ontology annotation, biological process: cell migration; actin filament organization. The record is from RefSeq and is a predicted model, not a curated record. Lineage: Eukaryota; Metazoa; Chordata; Mammalia; Primates; Cercopithecidae. The coding region runs from base 261 to 1775 and encodes 504 amino acids. The transcript has 11 exons. Gene Ontology annotation, molecular function: actin filament binding.
CAGGAGCUGCAGAGGGGGGCGCGCUACCGGGUCCUGGGGGCGGGGCUCCCCUGGCCCCGCCCCCGGCGGCGCCGCUCAGCCUCCCGCCCCGCCCCUCCGCGCGUGACCUCGGCCCCGCCCCCGCGAGCCCCUGCCCGUCCCCGCCCCCGCUCCCGGUCCCUCUGUCACUUCCUGAAUCCCGCUUCCUGCUUCCCAGAGGCCGGGAUCCGGAGCCUCCCGAAGCCGGUGCCGCAGCCCCCGGCUACCCCGGUGCCCCCGACAUGUCCUUCCGCAAAGUGGUCCGGCAGAGCAAAUUCCGGCAUGUGUUCGGGCAGCCGGUCAAGAACGACCAGUGCUAUGAGGACAUUCGCGUGUCCCGUGUUACCUGGGACAGCACCUUCUGCGCUGUCAACCCCAAGUUCCUGGCAGUGAUUGUGGAGGCCAGUGGCGGGGGUGCCUUUCUGGUGCUCCCCCUAAGCAAGACGGGCCGCAUUGACAAGGCCUACCCAACGGUGUGUGGGCACACGGGACCUGUCCUGGACAUCGACUGGUGUCCCCACAAUGAUGAAGUCAUAGCUAGCAGCUCGGAGGACUGCACGGUCAUGGUGUGGCAGAUCCCAGAGAAUGGGCUGACCUCCCCACUGACAGAGCCGGUGGUGGUACUGGAGGGGCACACCAAGCGAGUAGGCAUCAUCGCCUGGCACCCCACGGCUCGAAACGUGCUGCUUAGUGCAGGCUGCGACAACGUGGUACUCAUCUGGAACGUGGGCACAGCAGAGGAGCUGUACCGCCUGGACAGCCUGCACCCUGACCUUAUCUACAACGUCAGCUGGAACCGCAAUGGCAGCCUGUUUUGCUCAGCAUGCAAGGACAAGAGCGUGCGCAUCAUCGACCCCCGUCGGGGCACCCUGAUGGCAGAGCGGGAGAAGGCUCAUGAGGGGGCCCGGCCCAUGCGAGCCAUCUUCCUGGCAGAUGGCAAGGUGUUCACCACGGGCUUCAGCCGAAUGAGUGAGCGGCAGCUGGCACUCUGGGACCCAGAAAACCUCGAGGAACCCAUGGCCCUGCAGGAACUGGACUCGAGCAACGGGGCCCUGCUGCCCUUCUACGACCCUGACACCAAUGUGGUCUACGUCUGCGGCAAGGGCGACUCCAGCAUCCGGUACUUUGAGAUCACAGAGGAGCCCCCCUACAUCCACUUCCUGAACACAUUCACCAGCAAGGAGCCCCAGCGGGGCAUGGGCAGCAUGCCCAAGCGGGGCCUGGAGGUCAGCAAGUGCGAGAUUGCCCGGUUCUACAAACUUCAUGAGCGCAAGUGUGAGCCCAUCGUCAUGACUGUGCCAAGGAAGGUGAGGCCACCCGUCCCUCUGCUCACUCGCCCCUUUCUCCAGCAGUCGGACCUCUUCCAGGAUGAUCUGUACCCUGACACAGCCGGGCCCGAGGCAGCCCUGGAGGCUGAGGAGUGGGUGAGCGGGCGGGACGCCGACCCGAUCCUCAUCUCGCUGCGGGAGGCCUACGUGCCCAGCAAGCAGCGGGACCUGAAGAUUAGCCGGCGCAACGUGUUGUCUGACAGCCGGCCCACUGCGGCCCUGGGCUCCUCCCGCCUGGGGACCCCUGCAGCCACCACCACUGCUGCUGAUGCCACUCCCAGUGGCAGCCUGACCAGAGCCGGGGAGGCUGGGAAGCUGGAGGAGGUGAUGCAGGAGCUGCGGGCCCUGAGAGCGCUGGUCAAGGAGCAGGGGGAGCGCAUCUGCCGCCUAGAGGAGCAGUUGGGCCGCAUGGAGAACGGGGAUGCGUAGGGCCACAGCCACGCGCCACCUUCAUCUCCUCCUCCGCCCCCUUCCCACUCAGCUUCUGCCAGCGGGUCGCACCGGGCUGGCUGGCUGCCCAGGGCCUCCGAGGCAGCGCAGGGGUCGGUUCCCACCCUGACCUGUCCCGGGCCCAGGCCGAAGCCACCACCCAGCUUUCUUCACUGUUCCUGUGGAGGAUUUCCAUGCCCAGGCGAGCUCCUCCUCCUCUGGGCAGGGACCAUCUCCCCAACCACUGCCCAGCCCUCUGCUCCCUCCCCAGAGGAGGUGGGAAGGUGGGCUCUAUAUUUUCAUUCCAAAUAAAAUUCUCUUUCUAAAAGCC